Molecule: messenger RNA, 4568 nt
Organism: Pyrus x bretschneideri (Chinese white pear)
Lineage: Eukaryota; Viridiplantae; Streptophyta; Magnoliopsida; Rosales; Rosaceae
Product: putative disease resistance protein At4g19050
Exons: 1
Coding region: 1-3861 (1286 amino acids)
Molecular function (GO): protein binding; ADP binding
Source: RefSeq, a predicted model, not a curated record
AUGGCUUUAGGUUUGAAGGAACGGAUAGAAAAGAUACUGGAGCCGCUGAAGAAUGAUGGUGUAACAACAAUUGUUCUUGAUGGUAUGCGUGGAGAAUGGAAAACGUGGACGGCAAGAGAGAUAAGCAUGAAGAGAGACUUAAUCCAUGACAGUCUAUGGGUGUAUCUGGAUAAACAAUAUGACAGCAGCUCUCUACUUGAGAACAUUGCCGGCCAGCUAUCUCUAAUCUCUAUUCAUGAGGAAUAUAAUGGUGACGAGGAGGAGGAGAACAUGAGGCUGGAAUUGAAACAAAGAAAAGCCAUCAAGCUUAAAGGAUUGAUAUCCGCAGCACAUAAAGAAGACAAAUAUUUUCUACUAAUUCUGGAUGAUGUUCCUUACGAGCAGUCUGUGAAAGACAUUAUCUCAGAACUGAAGAAGCUGCUGGGUUUGAAUGAUAUGAGUUCUUUUAAGGUUUUAAUAACUAGAGAUGAUGGUGACAAAAAGCACACCGCAGAGGAGGAGCAUGGAGCAAUUCAGACCAUCCACACAUGGCUGCACAGCAUAAACGUAGAUCAAUUGUCUACACAAGAGUCCAAGCUUUUAUUGAAAGAAAAUAUCAAGAAAGUAAUUUCCGACUCUCCGGGCUUUGAAAUGUUAUCCAAGGUGAUUGUGGAGAUGAGAAAGUCCAUGCCUAGUGAAAUCAUCGCAAUAGCAAAAGCAUUCAAUUAUGUUGAACAUAUUGGUUCUGGGGUUUGGUCAUUGGAAAGUGUUUCGGAAGCAGCAGCUGAUGAUGAGGGAGCUGCAAUAAAUCUGCUACAUCGUGCUUGGUAUGACACAUUGCCAAGCGGUGUUCGGGCAGACUGUUUUUGGCAUAGCAAGCAAUUUUUCAGCAAUAAUGUCUGUCUGCAUUACAAAGAGUUGAUCACUCAUUGGAUAAUGGAAGGGUAUGUUGGAUGCAUUGAUCAUAUCGAGAAAGCCUAUGAGCAAGGACAUCGCGUUCUGAUGGAUCUUAUAGAUCGUGGCAUGCUAAGACGCCAGGAGGAUAAUAUCAUGGAAGGAAUCUUUUCAAAUAUAGCUGAUCACCGCUGUCGUGGGUUUACUGGGACUGCAAGCAUGGGAUUGGUUAAUGUGUUUGCAAAUUCCAAGUGGGAAGGUCUUGGGAGGCUUACACACACUGAUGGUAUGAUAAAAUCGCCGUGCAGUGCUAAAACCUGGGGAAAAGUCUCUACACUUGUGAUGGAUGGACGCUGCCUCAGUAGAGAAGUCCCUGAAAAAUAUUUUCAACCAAUGCAGGAGCUCCGAAUAUUAACUAUAUUGAAUCCCAGGUUCAGAUCUCUACCCUUGUCCUUGACUAGCUUAAAGAACCUUUCUAUUCUUGUGCUCAGAUGCUGUGAUCUCUUAGAGAAAAUUGCUCGUCUCCGAGAACUUAAAAACUUAAAUGUUCUUGAGAUAUCUGGUGCAACCUGCUUGGAGAAAAUCGAUGACGAUCUUUUCACAGACAUGCCUCACCUUCGAAGCCUUAACCUUUCUGGUGCCAAUAUCAAAUCACUACCUGGAUCUCUCUUUCAAAAAACUGAACUACGGUGGCUCAUCCUUAGAGGUUGUUCUCAAUUGAUAGAGCUUCCAAGCUUGAAAUCAUUUGAAAACCUCGAGGUGCUUGAUCUUCAUGGUGCUACAUCUUUCAAAAAGUUUCAAGACAAAACCUUUGCUCCGCUUAAGAAACUUCAGUUAAUUGAUCUUUCCAAUUCCCAAAUUAGUCGCCUACCUUUUCUUCACAAUCUUGGUGAUCUCACUCGGCUUCUAUUAGCUGGUUGCGGAAGCUUAAAAAGACUGCCCAUCUUGAACACACUAACUCAGCUUCAAAUUCUUGAUCUUUCGGAUGCUACAAGUUUACAAGAAAUACAAAAAGAACCAUUGGAUGGCCUUAAAGUCCUUGAUUUAUCUCAGACUCAAAUUAGUGGUCUGCCUUCAAGUGUAAGAAACCUUUCUGAUCUUGUCUUAAGAGAUUGUUCUCAGCUUGUAAAACUGCCCCCCAUAGGAGCAACUAAAGAGCUUGAACAGCUUGACCUUUCCGGCUCAAGAAAUCUGGCUGAAAUUGAAGACAAAUCCUUACAACAUAUGAGGUUCCUUCGAGUUCUCAACUUUUCGAAAGCCAAAGUAAAAGAAUUACCAUCUUUGUCCAACCUAGUUAACCUUCGCCAACUCCUGUUAAUGGACUGUACGGUUCUAGAGAAACUGCCUGCGAUGGAGGGCCUUCUCAGACUCCAGGCUCUCAAUCUUUCUGGUUGUGUGGCAUUGGUUGAUUUGCCCCACCUGAAUGCCCUUGAAAAAUUAGAGAUUCUUGACGUUUCAGGUUGUACGGCAUUGAAAGGAAUACAUGAAAAGUCCUUUGAAAAUAUGUCAUGCAUUCGUACAAUCAACCUCUCAGACUCUAAAAUUGAGUUUCUACCUUCCCUUCCCAAAGCCAGAAUCUUAUGUCAUCUCUUACUCAGAAAUUGCAGCAACCUAAAAAAGCUCCCUCCUCUUGAACAUCUGUCAAAACUUGAGGAACUUGAUCUAUGUGGUGCCAUUUCUUUAGUUGACUUUGAAGCUGGGUUCUUGGAGCAUAUGCAUGACCUUAGAAUUCUCAACCUAUGUGGAAUCCCACUUACAAUGCUACCGUCCAUGUCCAGACUCACCAACCUCAGACAACUCGCACUAAAAGGUUGUUCGUCGCUGGAAACGGUGCAAAACCUUGAAGCACUAACACUGCUUGAGAUUCUUGAUCUUUCUGGAACAGCAAUUGGGAGUCUGCCACCUCUAAACACUUUUAGCAACCUCGUCCAGCUCUUGUUGAAAGAUUGUUCACGGAUAGAAGAGUUGCAGCUGCUAGGAUCACUUAGUCGUCUGGAGGUUCUGGAUCUUUCAGGAAACAGAAUGAAAAAAUUUCCCUAUGAGAUAUCUCAAUUGACUAGUUUAAAGUGCCUUUAUCUUCCAGAUGUGAGGAGUAUGCAUGAUCUCGAUGUUGGAAAGUUAGGGCGUAUACCACAAGAGGUCAACUGGGAUCAAUGUGGUAUCUUCGAGCAUGCUGAUAUCUUUUGUGACAAUGACAAACCUUCCAUAUCUGUAAGUGGAACGGAAAUUUUUCAGUUUUUGGACAAAAAUCCCAAGGUGUGGGAAACAAAGUUCAAAAGAUUUUGUUUCUUUGUAACCAAGAAGCAAGGUGAAGAUGGAGAUAUCAUCUGCUGCAAAGAUGAAAUUGUCAAAGAUGUGUACUCAAGCACCAGACACUUGUGUUUUCCUGAAGAGCAUGAUCGGUCUUUGGAAAUCCAUGGAUCAUAUAGUCUUCCUCAUGGUUUCGAAAGUGUCCUCAAGCAUUCCAACUGUAUAUCUUUGGUUGACAAUGACAUUAUAAGUUGCCUAUGUGAUUUAGGUGCUGACGUUGUGGAGGUAAUGAAGGGCUGUUGGAUAGAGAGAUGCAGUAAAAUUGAGAGCAUUCUCUGUGGAGACGAGGAAAAUGUCAGACUGGGGAGAAGUUUAGAGAUUCUAUGGUUUUCAAACCUUCCGAAGUUGAGAAGUCUAUACAAUGGGAAUGCAGAACCAAAGUGCUUUAAGAAUCUUAAACAUUUGUUUCUAGAUUGUUGUCCAAUGAUUGUGAAUGUCUUUCCCUCAUCCCAGCUUCCAGAAAACCUCGAAAUUCUCCAUGUGCAAUUUUGUUAUAGAUUGCAAACUUUGGUUGAAUGUGAUACACCAUCUAAGUAUACAUUAAAAAAGUUAAGGACAGUGUAUCUGUUGGAACUGCCAAAGUUGACGAGCAUUGGGAUUGAAUUGCCAGGUCUAGUGGAUGUUGAAGUUAUGGAAUGCCCUAAGUUUACGAAGGACCCUCCUGCUAUGGUCGACUAGGCCUGCAAGUAAUCCUCAACUGGGGCAAGUUUCCAGAUGCAGUUUAUGUUUUGUUUGUGAUUUGAUUGUGCUAUGUAAUUGAACUUUAUGUUUCCUGAGAGUAAGAUGAUUUAUGAAACACCCAAAUGAUGCAAUUGUUUUCCUUAAAAAAAAAUUUCUUGUUCCCAUACAUCUUUAUUUCAUUCGGCAUGGGUGUCAUGCAGUUGACAGAAAAGCAGAAAAUAUCUGUUUCUAAAUACGCAGGGUUUGGAUGGAACUCAGGUAAAUACUGUUUCAUUUUUCUUCUACUGUCAUUCCUUUUUUUUUUUUCCUAUGUGAUUUCUCUUCUCAAAUAUGCAGGGUUCCGAAUGCUGAGUUUUGUUGUUGCUGAUUUUUGUUCUUAUAAUGUCUAGUUAGAGGGACUGGAGUGUGUGCGUAUUUGUUUUGAAUGUCACGGAAAUAAAGUGCCUUCAUUGCAGACGAAAAGAUGGAAAUUGCAACAAAAGCAGACUAUGUCCUUACAUUUUACGACACAGAAUUGCAAGUAAAAUUCGUUUGCUUCUGAUGGAUAGCGAAUUUGUGCUCGCGACUCUCAUUUCAACAGCUUGUGCACAUUUUCGCCAGUUACCUUAACUCUGUUAAGUUCAUUACAGCUUUGACAUUUCCUCAUUCCAGCGUCAAAGAGGCUUUUGGCUGAUACGACAUUUGAUUCCUAGCUCUCAGGUGGC